Molecule: messenger RNA, 912 nt
Organism: Durio zibethinus
Lineage: Eukaryota; Viridiplantae; Streptophyta; Magnoliopsida; Malvales; Malvaceae
Product: CASP-like protein 4D1
Source: RefSeq, a predicted model, not a curated record
UGUUUUGAGGUUGUUUAUCCUUGCGCCGUUCAAGUAAACAAGGAUGGCUUGGAAACAUCGAAAGGCCAAACCUGCAGUCAUGAGUCAGCAAACGACAUUGUACGUCGGGGCCUGCAGUUAGCAGUAUCUAUCAUAUCUCUUCCGUCAAUUGAAUGUUUGAACAGGUAAUCAAUAAUGCAGCCAAACGUACUUCGAUAGAACCAGGAAUACAAAAAGCAGGGACUUGACACAACCUAGAAAUCGUUUGUUGUCUAUAAAAGCCUAUAUGAUCUAUUCUGAUCUUAGUGAAUUUCAGAUAAAGAAUAAUAUCAGAGGAAGAGGAAACAGUCAAGUGUUGAUAUAUGGCGUCCAAGGCUACGGCAAUUGCCACCGUUGUAUUGAGAAUUUUUACUAUUUUAUUUGCAGCUGGAAGUGUGGUGGUUCUGAUACUGGACAAGGCCACUGAUGUAGAUGGUAGCAAAUUAACAUUCAAGAAUGUCACUGCCUACAGGUAUGUGCUGGCCACCGAUGUUGUUGCAGCAGCCUAUUGCCUUUUGCAGUUACCUUUUGCUAUAUACUAUGCUUGCACCGAAAAGAGGCUACUUCGCGGUGAUUUCUUGCCGGCCUUCGAUUUUUAUGGAGACAAGCUGAUCGCCUUUCUUAUGGCAACAAGUGUUGGUGCUGGUUUCUUGGUCACUGUGGAACUGAAAGAAUUUCUGGGUGAUUUAUUCAAGGAAUUUGGGGCAGAUUUGAAAGAUUCAAUGUUUGAAGGUUUUUUUAACAAGGGAUAUCUUGCGGGGGGUCUUCUGGCAGGCGCAUUCUUAUGCAUGGCUAUUCUUUCAAUACUUUCCUCUCUCCAAAGGACUGGCAUCGGCAGCAGAGGUUUCUUCCGAUGAUAUCUCUAAAAUAAUUCUUCUUUGAGGCCAUUGCCAA